AAUAAAUUGCUCCAGUGGCAUGGACCGAUCCAAGACGCUGGCGCUGUACCGCGGGAUCCUGCGGCUCCACCGGCAGAAGCUCGAGCCCGUCAUGCGCGUCCUCGGCGACCGCUACGUGCGCGACGAGUUCAAGCUGCACAAGACGGCCAAGCCCGAGUUCGUCAAGGGCUUCCUCGCCGAGUGGGAGUCCUACCACGCGAUGCUCUCCAAGCAAGAGGCACGCUUUGGCCAGGACCUUAGCGCCGAGCACCGCAAGCUUCUCGACGACCAGCAAAAGCAGAAGCUCGACGAACUUCGCGUGGCGGCCACGAAGGCCCACGAUCCGUAGAUGCCAUGAACACGACUCCGUACAUAUAUCAAAAUUCUCGGUCU
Messenger RNA from Saprolegnia parasitica CBS 223.65, 372 nucleotides. RefSeq lists its product as hypothetical. Bases 20 to 328 code for a protein of 102 amino acids. Gene Ontology annotation, cellular component: mitochondrion; mitochondrial intermembrane space. Lineage: Eukaryota; Oomycota; Saprolegniomycetes; Saprolegniales; Saprolegniaceae. The transcript has a single exon. The record is from RefSeq and is a predicted model, not a curated record. Gene Ontology annotation, biological process: succinate metabolic process; mitochondrial respiratory chain complex II assembly.